ACAAACUGUAACACAAUUUAACCAAUCGCUCUAAAAACGGCUGGUCUGGAACUCUUUGUCGUGGUCCCAUUCUAAUCUAGAUUUUAGCGUUCGCAACGCCACCUAGAGGACACCAAAGUUGCGUAUUACGUAAACCAGCUGCUGACCAGGUUUUACAAGAUACUGGGGGCUUGUUCAUACAGUUUUGAAUGACAGCACGGCAACAACCGAACGCUUGGGAAUCAAAAUGAGACAUGCUGUCAUGCCCAUUAUCUUUCAGAGGCAAAUAUACUUUCCAGAGAAGAAAUAUUUCACAUUUCCAUUCGCCCGCGCCGGAGACGUGGGCUCCAAAGCUACUCCUUCUCUGUGAAGUUUAUUUCAGCUUCAGAAGCAAAACGAGCAAAUUAAUAAUAUUAAUUCGGCUAAUGCAACGGUCGACCCUUCCAUAGCAUGAUUCCGGAAUGACGGGGCGUAAACCGGAGUCGCAAAUACGCAGAGGAAGUUGCUCAGUUUUUGGCUACAUUGCAUACAUACCUAGCGCAAUAACGAAUUAACCACAUACUGCUACCUCGAGCAGGGUAUGCGAUUAUCGUGAAUAUCGGGCAAAUCUGAAGUGGCUUUGCGUCUGCGAUUUUAGAUUUUUAAUUCAGGUAUUGCGCCAUUUAAAUUCGCCAGCGGAUCUACAGUCACUCAAAUAGCCUACGUUUGCGUGUAGUCUCUCGUAAGACCUGGGUAUUGUUGCAGAUCAUUACUGAAUUAAGAAUUCAAGACCUUAGCAUAAAAAAGUUUCCUUGAGAAGAAAAACAAUGAGCGCUCCGUGGGAUCUCGUCGGCACACCUCUGCACCGCCUCCACACCCUGCACAGGGACGCCAUGGCAGCCUACAGCCUGGACCCCCGGCCGGACUCCCUGUUUGGGGGCCAGUGCCCGAGGGAGGUGCUGCGGAGUGGGCGCUACGUCGCCCUGGAUGCGGGCGGAGGCGAGGACCUUGACGGGGCGGGGGUGGGAGACGGCGAGCGGCCGCAGGACGCCGUUACCGUGGUUACUGCCGCGCUGGCGCAGAGCCGGGUGCUGAGGGUGGCGGGCUCGGCCGGGGCGGGGAAGUCCACGGCGCUGCAGAAGCUGCUGGCGGACUGGGCCUCUGGGGUGAGGCUGACCCGCUUCGCCUUCCUGUUCCCGCUGCCGCUGGGGGAGCUGGGCUCUGGGACGGGGCAGGGAGGGUCCGGGACGGGGGAGCGCUCUCUGGCAGACCUACUGUCCCAGCAGCACCCCCACCUAUCCAGCACCUCCAUGGACCUGGUGUUCCAGAAACCUCAGGCCCUGCUGUUUGUGCUGGAUGGGCUUGACCAGGACCAGGACCAGGCACCCCCCUGCAGUGACCCAAACCAGCCAUCCCCUCUCCCUGGAGCUGCACCCCCCUGCAGCGACCCAAACCAGCCAGCCCCCCUCUCUGCGCUGGUGUCUGGGCUGCUCAGGGGCACCCUCCUCCCGGGGGCCUCUGUGCUGGUGACCUGCAGGCCCCCGGCGUCUCUGGAGCCCCUGUCCGAAAGCGAGGGGGGGCACGUGGAGGUGCAGGGCCUCUCUCAGGAGGGCAGGGGGGCGUACCUGCGCCUGUUCUUCCCUGACCCGCGGGAAGCCGCCCAGGUUCUGGAGCACAUGGAGGAGACGCUGGGGUUCUGUUCCCUGGCCCGCCUGCCCGGGUUCUGCUGGACCCUGUGCUCUGUGUACCGGGAGGCGCGGGCAGCCGGACGGGCCCUUCCCAAAACGCUGACCCACGUGUUCGCCCAGGCCACCGCCAGCCUGUUCCAGCGACACGCGGUGGGGGCGGAGCCUGCCGCCGCCCUGCUCACAGGGCUGGGCAAGAUGGCCGCCGGCGCGGUGCUGAGCGGUGCCGGAAGCUGCUCUCGGGAGGAGGUGGCGGCCUUCGGCCUCCCGCCGCCCCAGGCCUCGGCGCCGCUGCGGGACUUCCUGCGCCCGCGCUCCUGCUCCUUCCUCUCGCCCGAGCUGGCGCAGUUCCUCCUGGCUGUGGCCUACCACCGAGGCUGCUGGGAUAGGGGCGGCCUGCCGGACCUGCUGGAGCUGGCCGCCGGCAAGGCCGACCUCCUGGAGCUCUUCCUGGCGGGGCUGUGCGACCCCUCCCAGAGGGCACCACUAGAGGGCGCCGUCGGGAAGUUCGACAGCGACCGCGCCCUGGAGCUCACCGCCUGGCUGAAGGAGAUGACCCAGGAGGCCGUGCAGUCCUACCACAAAGAGCGCCACCUGCGGGCCUUCCGGCUGCUGCAGCAGCGGCAGGACGCCGCUCUGGCGGUAGCGGCCGUGGGGCCCUCCGCGCGUCUGGGGCUCAGCUACGGUGGCCUGAGUGUCCAAGAUUCAGCGGCGCUGAGCUACAUGGCGACGUGCUGCGGGGAGCUGGAGCAGCUGAAUCUGUACUGCACUAAAAACCUGUCGGAGGAGGUGGCCCGUCGCCUGCUGCCCGCCAUCAUCGUCGCCAAGAAGAUCAUUCUGACCCAGAGCAGCCUCUGCCCUGGGUCCUACGCCCCCCUGACUGCCGGGAUCCAGCGUGGGGCCGUCCGCGAGCUGGACCUGUCCUACUGCCCCAUGGGAGACCGCGGAGCCCAGAGUCUGUGCGCCGGACUGGUGGGGAGCGCUCUGCAGAUACUGAGGGUCCCAUGCUGCAGGCUGACGGAGGUGAGCUGUGGCUACCUGGCGAGCGCUCUGUGCUCCUCACAGCUCCACCUGCUGGACCUGCGGGGGAAUGACAUAAAGGAUGCAGGGCUGGUACAGCUGAGCCAGUCACUGAGGAGCCCCCAGUGCCAGCUACAGGAGCUGGGGCUGCAGAUGUGUAAGCUGACGGGCAUGUCCAUGGAGGCUCUCUCCUCUGCGCUGUGCUCUGGGAGCUCAGUGCUCAGAUCUGUGGACCUGAGGGACAACGACCUGAAGGACCACGGCCUGGCCUGCCUGUGCACCGCCCUGAGAGACCCACACUGCCCCCUACAGGCCCUGUGUGUGAUGGACUGUGAUCUGACGGACGCCUGCUGCGCUGACCUGGCGGACUCCCUGCAGACAGCAGGGCGCGCUCUGACGGAGCUGGACCUGUCCGUUAACGAGCUGGGGGACGCUGGGGUCAUGCAGCUCAUCCGCACAUUCAGAGCAGCGGACUGCGCCCCACAGAAACUCAGGCUGACGCGCUGUGAGCUGGGGGGGCAGACGUUUCGGGAGUUGGCGGCUCUGCUCCGGACCCCGGGCUCGCGGCUGAAGGAGCUGGAGGUGGGGCUGAAUCAGGUGGGAGACGCCGGGGCCACACACCUGUGGGGGGCGCUGCGGGACCCUGCCUGCACCCUGCAACACCUGGAUGUGGAGAUGGUGGAUUUGACGGACGGGUGUGUGGCUGAGCUGUGUGCAGCGGUCAGGUCCAGCGGUCUGAAGAGUCUGGUGCUGAAAAAUAACCAGCUGACCGACGAUGUUGUUCCCGCCCUGGUCGCCAUGGCGAAGGACAGCCGCACCCUUCGGGAGCUGAACCUGCAGUAUAAUGACUUCAGUGAGGAUGUGUUUGAGCUGAUGGACGCCUGUGGGAAGAUAAGGUACUGAGAGAGACUGCCCUUCCGCCUGCUGGACCGUGCUGUCCACCGCCCUCUCACUCCUCUGGAGAAACACUGCGUUUAAAAUGGAUGACUUCAUACGCAUCAUCACGGCUUUACAUACUGGGUCCUGUACAGGUCCCCUCUCAGCGGGAGAGACGCCAUGUUCUCUACUUCUGUCUGACUUCCGGUCCCUGAACAUGGCAUCAGGGGAAAAAAGGAAUAAAACAAGGGUUUGAUUGAGUGACCAA
Molecule: messenger RNA, 3807 nt
Organism: Anguilla anguilla (European eel)
Lineage: Eukaryota; Metazoa; Chordata; Actinopteri; Anguilliformes; Anguillidae
Product: NACHT, LRR and PYD domains-containing protein 12-like
Exons: 9
Coding region: 786-3566 (926 amino acids)
Cellular component (GO): cytoplasm
Molecular function (GO): protein binding
Source: RefSeq, a predicted model, not a curated record